AUGGAAAAGUGUGAAAAUCUCGCUAAAAGUGUUGUUGAGACACAAUCUCCAGGAUCAUCUACUGUUUUGGUUGCACGUUUUGAUGGUCAGAUAACAACUAUUGAAGACAUUGACAUGAGUGAGAGUUUAAUAUAUUGUGAUAAGGUUGUUGAUUUGGAGAAAGACAAUGAUGAUUUUGGAGAAUAUAAUCAGUGUGAAACUAUAGAAGACGAAGAUGGUGAUUGUAGGGAAGAUAACGUGCAUGAAAUUGUGGGAGCUGAUGAUAUGAGCUUCACGCCAUUUAGGUGGAAUUAUGUAUGUGCAAAGCAAGGUGUGAAACGACUUCAUGAUAAAAGAGUUGAUGUUGACAAUGUCAAAAGGCGAAGGGAAACAAGGACUGAUUGUUCAGCGAUAUUACAAAUAAAGUUGGUUGAUGGAUCAUGGGUUGUGGAAAAAUUCAAUGAUACACACAACCAUCCAUUGAUUAACACUCCUACAAAGGUGAAGAAGUUUUUUUCUCAUAAUGAUUUACGACGCUCAGGCAUUACUAAGUCGUUGGUUUCUAAGCUUUAUCAGGAGGGUUUAACAUCUUCAAAAAUCUCAAAGGUGGUUAACGCUAUGAACGAAGAUGUUAAUAUUACUCCAAUUCAAAUUAGCACUAUUAUAUCAAGCCAGAGACAUAGUAAUGUAGGCCGAGAAUGCCAGGGCAUUGUCAAACACUUUCAAAGGAAGUCUGUUGUUGAUAGAGAUUUUUAUUUUGAUAUAUAUCUAGCGGAAGAUGGUACAUUAAGAAGUGUAUUCUGGGCGGAUGGUAGGUCAAGAGCUGCAUAUGCCCAAUUUGGUGAAGUCCUUGUGUUUGAUGUGACAUACAGAACAAACAAGUUCAAGUUUUCUUUUGCCCCUUUCGUGGGUGUUAAUCACCAUGGGCAAUCAAUUUUAUUUGCUGCUGCCUUGUUAGAAGAUGAAACAGAAGCAACCUUUACUUGGUUGUUUGAACAAUUUCGAACAUGUAUGUUUGAUAGGUCUCCGGUUGCUAUUAUAACUGAUCAAGACAAAGCUAUGGGAAAAUCAAUUGCUAAGAUAUUUCCAGGAGCUCGACAUCGUUUUUGUGCAUGGCACCUGAAAAAACAUGUUAUGGAGCAUAGUCAAGCACUUCGCGCACAAUUUAAAGAUAGUUUUGAUGUUGACUUCCGUGAGUGGUAUAAAAGUCAAAACAUCGAUGAGUUUGAAGGCAAGUGGGAAGCAUUAAAGAAUAAAUAUGAUAUUAGAGCAGGUAGUUGGUUGGCUAACAUGUAUACUUCACGUCAUCAUUGGGCAAAGGCAUACUUGAAAGAUACAUUUUUUGCCGGAAUGACCACAAGUGGUCGAAGUGAGAGCAUCAAUUCUUUUUUUGAUGGAUAUGUCAACUCUAACACAAUGUUAAAUGACUUUGUCAUCCAAUACGACAAAGCAAUCAAGUCUAGGAGGGAUGCAGAAGAAGAUGAAGAUUUCAAAACAAUAAAUACGAAGGCAAUUUUGGAGACUGCUCACCCAAUCGAAGCAACAGCCGGAGAGCGCUACACAAGAAAAAUGUUUGAGAUCUUCAAAAAGGAGUGGAAGGUUGCCAUUGGUGAUUAUUUUCAUGAAAAGAUUUCAACAGACAAUAAAUGUACCAAGUACCGGGUGGGAUCUCGUGAAGUUGAUAAAAAGUGGUGGGCAAUUGUCGACUACCAUUUGGAAGAAACAUUCACAGCUCAUUGUUCUUGUGCAAAAUUUGAAACUAUGGGGAUUUUGUGUAGACAUACUCUAUACAUCAUGAAGAAGAAACAAAUAAUGACCCUUCCUGAAAAAUAUAUUUUGUCUAGGUGGACAAUGGAUGCAAGUUAUAGGGUUGGAGAAUUUGCAGGCAUUCAUGUUGAAACAACUACUAAUGAAGUUAGUGCAUUGUCUUUGUGGUUGGUUCAAUCUAAAUUCACUAUGGCUGUUUCUGAAGCAAGAGAUUCUAUUUCUGAGGUUAGAAGGCUUGAUGCUAUGAUUUCUGAAUUUCUACAACUACAAUUGGAAAGAAAGAAAAAGGCAUCUGAAGAUGAAAUGGUUCCCACAAUUUAUCCUUCACUAGUUCCCGAUAAUGUUACACAAGUUUCACACAUUAAUGAUGUGCGUGAUCCUACUCAACUAGUCAAAACUAAGGGGCGUCCAAGGGUUGCUUCACGUAUAAAAUCUAGCAUGGAAAUGUCCACAAAACAACAAAGGACUUGCAGUUAUUGUCAAGGAAAAGGUCAUUAUAAGACUGGUUGUCAGAAGCUAAAGGUUACUAUAUCCCCAGAAGUGGCUUCGAGAACAGUAAACAGGUCCAUUAUAGCUGAACUUGUGAGGCUGUAUAAAGAGUCUGACUUGGGGACGAGACUUCCAGCAUAUGAUGGCAGAAAAAGUCUUUACACUGGGGUAGAGGCAAAGUAUAAGAAAAAGUAG
Messenger RNA from Gastrolobium bilobum, 2430 nucleotides. Its product is annotated as protein FAR1-RELATED SEQUENCE 5-like. The coding region runs from base 1 to 2430 and encodes 809 amino acids. NCBI's taxonomy places the organism in Eukaryota, Viridiplantae, Streptophyta, Magnoliopsida, Fabales, Fabaceae. The record is from RefSeq and is a predicted model, not a curated record. Gene Ontology annotation, biological process: regulation of DNA-templated transcription. Gene Ontology annotation, molecular function: zinc ion binding. The transcript has 5 exons.